Falco peregrinus (peregrine falcon) is the source of this 8665-nucleotide messenger RNA. It is a transcript of the gene MKI67, whose product is annotated as marker of proliferation Ki-67. The transcript is spliced from 17 exons. Gene Ontology annotation, cellular component: nucleus; chromosome. Gene Ontology annotation, molecular function: protein binding. Bases 271 to 8154 code for a protein of 2627 amino acids. NCBI's taxonomy places the organism in Eukaryota, Metazoa, Chordata, Aves, Falconiformes, Falconidae. Gene Ontology annotation, biological process: regulation of mitotic nuclear division; regulation of chromosome segregation. The record is from RefSeq and is a predicted model, not a curated record.
AGGGCGGGAAGUUCAGUUGGCGCCGCGCGCUGACAGGAGGGGCCGCGCGGGCGGGGGGCAGCGUCGCCGCCGCCACACCGGCCCCUCGGCGGGCCGCGCACCGCUGCUGCGGCUCGUGUGGCGUCUUUCCGUGGUAGGAGUUGGUGGAAGCUGUGAACAGUGCAGCGGGUACGGAAAACCUGAAGACUGACGUUUCUUGUAACAUACCGGUAAAGGCUUUUUAGGCAGAAUGUCAAAUUGGCCCUGAGGCAGGAUUCCUUAUAUUUGAAGAUGCCACUCUUUGGGAAUAUUAUUGUAAUUAAACGGAACGGGACUGAUGGAAUUAGUUUUCCACUCACUGCAAGUUCUUGUUUAUUUGGAAGGAGAACAGAAUGUGAUAUUCGCAUCCAGUUACCUCAGGUCUCAAAAGAACAUUGUAAAAUUGAAGUAAAUGAGAACAAGGAGGCAAUAUUGACUAAUUUAAGUACAGUAAAUCCUACGCAGCUGAAUGGUGGUUGUUUUCAGCAGCCUGUACCUCUGAAACAUGGAGAUGUGUUAACUAUUAUUGAUCGUUCUUUCAGAUUUGAAUAUCCUCUGCAGUCAACACCAAGAAAGGGGCGUUCUAGGUCUCCAAAAGAUGAAACACUGCAGGUUCUUCAUGUUCAGCAGGUGGCAGAAAUGGAGUUACUACACCAACAAACUCCAGGAUCUAAAAGUCUUCAUGUGUCAGAUGAUGCUGAGUUUGAAGAAAAAAAUGCCAAUGAAAUUAAACAAAGUACAGAGGAAAAUACUUCCAAAGCUUUACCCAUCAAACUGCAAACACCCAAAUCUUCAUGCAGAAUACAUCAAAUCAUUACAAAGAAAAAUGAAAAGUCUCCCUUCACUAAACUCUAUGAGAAACUGAAAUAUGAGAUUCAGGUGAAAAAUUUCCUGUACAACGGAAAUGCAUCUCAAGAAGCUGCAAAAGAAGGUGGUAAGAGUGUUCCGCUAGAACCAAGUGCUCAAAUUUUAUCAUCAAGCUGUGUUCAUGAUCUGGGAAACCUGACUGAAGAAAAAGGAAUAGGCAGAAGUGAAAAGAUUGAAGAAUGCAAAAUAAAGCAAAAAGUUAACAGUUUAGAGUUUAAUGAGAUCUCAGCUGCUGGAAGCGCUACCAAUAAGAGUUUUACCAGAAGUCCUCAAACUUCUGUUUCAGAGGAGAUAUCAAGAGAUACUGGUAAAAGUCACUUGCAGGGUCAUAAGGAACUAAGUCCAGCAGAGAAACCUAAUGGUACUGAAGUUACGAGCAAACCCAGUAAGGAAAAUGAUGGAAAUGCAGCAUUUCCACUGGAGCUAUGCCCUGUAGAAUGCUUGGAUCAUACAGAUACAAUUAAAACACACAGCUCUGCAAUAGCAUUAGAUGAACGAGCACAAACAGCUAACAUGACUAAUGUUUCUGAAGUAGAUAAAUAUCUUCUGUCUACACCAACACCCAGAAGGAAGAGUUCCCAGUCUCAUUUCAUAUCACCUACCAGAGAAACUAGUGGAAUGAAUCCUGUAAAUAAUGGUACUCCAACAACUCGACGACGUGUGUCGUCAAAACAUAAGUCUCUUUCAGAAAUUUCAGCUGAAACUGAAAGAGAAGAUUCAGUGAGCCGAAAUGAUAGCCUCAAACAACUGCCUUUGGUGGAAGAUAAGUGCUUAAAACAAAGACAAAAUAGUAAACAACAUACACCAGGAAAACCUGUAGAAGAAGUAGUGCUGAAAGAAAUUUGUGAUCAGGCAAACUCUGUUAACUCAAAAGAGGGACAUUCUGAAACUCCUGCCUCUCUUUCUAAAUCCAGGAGUCCCAGAAGAAAUAACAGACAAAAUGACAAAUUAUCAAACAAAAGUGUCCAUUCGGAGACACUAGCUUCCGUAGAGUUAAUGUCAGAGCUGGCAUCUCCUGCUAGUCAGAAACCUGACUCUGGAAGAAGGAGGAGUAGGUGGAGGACCUCUGUACUGCUAACUGAAAAAGUACUGGAGGCAGAUGCCGUUCAAGAACAUCAUAAGACUGCAGACGGAAAAGACAAGGCAACUGAAGAAGAGCUGGUCACGAAGGAGUAUCACCAGAAACAAGAUUUGGAAGAUGCCAGUGUUAUAAGACCUCGUAGAUUGCCAUCAAUGAGAAGGUCUUCUGGAAGUGUUACUGUACUGAAAGACAAUGAGGCUGUCUCAGAAGUGAAUAUUUCUGGCCUGUUGCCUGGAGAAGAAUCAGGCAAGACAAAAAGGGUAUCUCGGAAGAGGAAAAGUGGUGACUUGUUACUUCAGCCUUUAGGAAACAGAAAGAGAGUGUCUUUUGGUGGUCAGCUAAGUCCAGAACUUUUUGAUAAAAGUUUGCCUGCCAACUCGCCACUUAAGAAAGGUGCAACUCCUGCCAGACUGAGUUUACCGAUGGGAAACUCGCCACGAGCUGUUCUGAAGAAGGCUCAGGGACUGAAGUGCUUUGCAGCCCAGGAACUUUCUGAACAUUGGCAGAAAGAAAAAAUGUCACCAAAAAAUUUGCCAGCCCAAAAGUCCCCAGCUGCCUCAUCCCCUGCCUCAGGGAAGGCAACAUCUAGAUUUACUUCAGGCUCUCCAGAACCUUACACAAAAGGACGUUUCUCUGUUUCUCACAUCACAGCACUGUUACCAAUUGCAGAAGAGAAGGAUGCUGUUGCAGAAGACAUGAAUACAAAGGAGAAAACUGGUGCCUGGGUGAAAACAUCUAAGUGUUCUGACAUUAACCAAGAUGAUAAAACCUUUUUAACAGCUACACCUGAGAAAUUAGCAAGUGCACAAUUUGCUUCGAAGAUCACUCCCAUGAAGAGCAGAAGUGGAGCUCUAGCAGUUAUCAAUGCAAAAAGAAGAAGCGGUGCCUCUACUGCCAAUUUAUUAGUUGCAAAAUCUUGGGCAGAAGUGGUAAAACUAGGUGUCGUAAGACCACAGUCAAAGACCCGUAAAAAGAGUGUCCGUAAAGGAAGACCCCUGAAGAAGAAAACCCAGUCACCAAAGGCUCCAGAAAGAAAAAUAAAAGAUCAUUUUAGUACAGGUCAUGCAGAGUCACCUGCUACAAUAGUUGUAGGUAGAGCUUAUUCUACCACAGUCAGAGCAGCUGGACAGGUCCCUAAAGUUGUAAAAAAUCCUAUCUUGAAGCCAAACAUGAAUAUGGACGAAAGCUUCACAGGAAUGACUGAAAUGUUUCAAACUCCAGAAAAUAAGAGUGGGAAAAUGUUACCUUUGGCCACUGUUCAGAAGACUGAUUUUACACCAACAUGUACUGCAGUGGAUACUUCUGAACUGCACACUCCUGAAGAAUCUGGAGAGAUGAUGGUGUCACCGUUAAAUAGUUCAGAUGGUUCAGAACAGAAACAAGAUAGUCCAGGCAUUUCUAGCUUUCUGAGAGGAGAGUCUCUAAAGUCUAUGUCUGAUGCAAUAUCCACAAAAACUGAAAAAAGAAAAUCUAUGCUGGAAGAAAGUGUUAGUGUGGAUAAUUUGUCAAUAAUUCCAGAAAAAGAAGCAUCUCGGGUGAAAUCAGGAAGUAAAAGGAGGACCUCAAAGCAGAAGCUGAAGCCAAUUGAGGCUAUGUCAGACAUCAAGCAGCUUUUAAGGACCCCAGAGCAAAGUUCUGAACCCAUAGAGGCUUUGUCAGGCAUCAGGCAGCUCAUGGAGACCCCAAAGCGGAAGUUGGAGCCUGUAGAGGCUUUGUCAGGUAUCAAGAAGCUCAUGAGGACCCCGAAGCAGAAGUCGGAGCCUGUAGAGGCUCUGUCAGGCAUCAAGCAGCUCAUGAGGACCCCGAAGCAGAAGUCGGAGCCUGUAGAGGCUCUGUCAGGCAUCAGGCAGCUCAUGAAGACCCCGAAGCAGAAGUCGGAGCCUGUAGAGGCUCUGUCAGGCAUCAAGCAGCUCAUGAGGACCCCGAAGCAGAAGUCGGAGCCUGUAGAGGCUCUGUCAGGCAUCAAGCAGCUCAUGAGGACCCCGAAGCAGAAGUCGGAGCCUGUAGAGGCUCUGUCAGGCAUCAAGCAGCUCAUGAGGACCCCGAAGCAGAAGUCGGAGCCUGUAGAGGCUCUGUCAGGCAUCAGGCAGCUCAUGAGGACCCCGAAGCAGAAGUCGGAGCCUGUAGAGGCUCUGUCAGGCAUCAGGCAGCUCAUGAGGACCCCGAAGCAGAAGUCGGAGCCUGUAGAGGCUCUGUCAGGCAUCAAGCAGCUCAUGAGGACCCCGAAGCAGAAGUCGGAGCCUGUAGAGGCUCUGUCAGGCAUCAAGCAGCUCAUGAGGACCCCGAAGCAGAAGUCGGAGCCUGUAGAGGCUUUGUCAGGCAUCAAGCAGCUCAUGAGGACCCCGAAGCAGAAGUCGGAGCCUGUAGAGGCUCUGUCAGGCAUCAGGCAGCUCAUGAGGACCCCGAAGCAGAAGUCGGAGCCUGUAGAGGCUCUGUCAGGCAUCAAGCAGCUCAUGAGGACCCCGAAGCAGAAGUCGGAGCCUGUAGAGGCUCUGUCAGGCAUCAAGCAGCUCAUGAGGACCCCGAAACAAGAGCUGGAGACUGUUACAGAUGAAAUUACUGAUGAAAGGUUGCUGAAGGCACCAGUACAAGAAAGGGGUGCAGUAAAAGAUGUGGCAGGUCUUACUUUAAUCAAGAAAAGUCCAAAGGUGAAAUAUCAACCAGUAGAAGACAUGAUUGGGGUCAGCCGUAUUUUCAAGACACCAAAGGAAAAAGUUGAACCUGUAGAAGAUAUGUUUGGUAUUAGCAGAUUAGUGAAGACUCCAAGAGAGAAGCAUCAACCAGUUGAUGAUUUUGUGGGUCUCCAAAGGCUUAUGGCAGAACCCAGGGGAAGAUGUUCUGAUUCUGAAUUGGACUAUGUUGGAGUUACAGAAAUGUUUGAUAUACCAGAGGAAAUUAAGACCAAGUCAGUAAGUGUUACGGAUUCUAGGCAAGAAGAUACUGCACCUCUUUGUACUAAUUCCAGUCAUAAAUACGAUGUUUUAGACAAUGAAGGAAAUAUUCCACAAGGUAAAGAUUCUCGACAGAAGGAAUCAACUCGUGAAGACCAGACCACCCAGAUACUAACAAGGGGCAGAUCAAGGAAGACAACACAUUCUGCUUCAGCAAAGCAGUGUGAAAAGGAUUUGAAUUUAAAAGAACUGCAAAGUUUGGGGAAAAAGAAUACCCAAGAAGAGAUGGGAGAGAUCAGUAAUUCGACUUCAGGAGCAAAAAAUGAAGGAAGAAGAACAAGAACAAACAGUCUCAUACAAGAAGAAAUUGUUUCAAAGCACCCUCUUCAGGAAAAAGUUGUGGUUGUUCAAUUUGUGGAAUCACAUGGAGCUACUCAAGGACCAGGAAGAGGUAAAAGGGAAAACCCGAAGGAGAUAAGACAUCCAAGUGAGAAUCUUGAAUCUUGUAGCAAAGAUUCUUCAGUGCUACAAAAAGAACCUGAUAAUAUGAAACAGGCAUUGCAGGAGUGUAGUAUCAAUGACACAUUAUCAACUGAAGAUGAUCCAGCCAUAAAGACAGCAAAUGUAUCUAGGAACAUUCAAAAUGAAAGUUGUCAACUGCAAACAGGUUUAAUAAAAGGUGAAAACAAAUCUAGUGAAGGUGGUGUAGAAGACAGCGAAGAAAUGUUUCUGUUGCCUGGGAAGAGGUCUAAAAGAGUAAAAGAAAAAGAAAACACAGAACCAGUGGCUCUACCUAAAAGAGGAAGAGCUAAAAAUACUGAAGUUAAACAAGCUUUUUCGGAGGACCUUCAUGAGACAGCAAGGAAGCUUCGUAGUGAUCUAUCAGCGAAGAUGAUAAAAACAGAUGAACAGGCUUUUGACAAAGAUACUGAGACUGCUACAGCAGAAGAAUCUGAAAAUGGAAGUAAACAUGAAAUAAAGAUAACAGGGAAAAGGGUGAAGUCUUUACGCAGUGCUAGAAAACACUCAGUUGAAGUAAAAGCAGAUGUUUGUGGGACGGCACUUGAAAAUAUACAAAAUAUUCAGAAAAACGAGGAAAUUGAAACUGAUACUGAGACACAAUCGCAUGUCAAAAAUAAGAUUAAAGUAUCUCAGGGAGAUGAAACAGAUAAUGCUCAGGAAAGCACAACAGAGGCAUCUCAAAGAUUAAAGGCAGAGUCACCUGGAGAGAUAAACAAAAUGCCAGUUACUGCUCUCAACUUGGAAGCAAACAGAAGUGCAGUACAGGGAACAAAUAGAACUAGAAACAGGAGAGGCAAAAAAGACUCUUUGGAGAAAAAGGCUGAUGAAUUUGCCAAAGAUGUAAACAACCUAGAAAUAAUGACUCCCAACUUGAAGUCAGAAAUGGAAAUGGACAAAUCUCUCAAAGAUUCUUUGGGCUUUGUUUGUGGCAAGAAUACGUACCAAGUCAUGAAGGACCAGAACAACCCAGCUGCCACAUCAGUACCUGCUGCAAACAGUGACAGUCUUGCUCUUAGCCCUGAAAAGCGGACAAGAAAUGAACACAGAAUACUUGAAGCAAAGCAAACUGAAAUCCUGCAAGAGAAUCAAGCACAAAAAAAUGGAAUGGCAUGUAGAAGAGGUAGAAGUAGAAAAGUAAAUUCUGAACUUGAAGUCAGUUCCAGAGCAGUUGGAGGAAAAAGGAGUUUGCCUGGGAAUGACAAAGGAAUGACUUACGAAGGUGGUCAACAUGAGACUUCAGAAAAUCCUUCUUCACAAGUAAGGAAGAGCAGAAGAAAGCAAGUUGAUUCCGUUCCACAAAUAACUUGUUCUAGGUUUGUGGAAAAACAAACAUUAAUUGCAGAUCAUAGUAAAGUUGAGGCUUUUGUAAAGGAGCAAGAUUCAGCUUUGGAAGCUACUCCCUCUUCACUGGAAGAUAAUCCACUGAGACGAGGGAAAAGACGAGAGGUUGCUGCAGCAUCACAGACAUCUAGAUCUCUUUCUAUCAGAAAAAGACAUGGGUUGCUAGAAGGUGAUGAUAAAAAGAUGACUGUGAGAGAAGAUCAAAAUCCAGCUUUGGGAAAUAAAACUUCACAGACAAAAGCAAAUGCAUCAGCAAGGGGCAAAAGGAAAACAAUUGAUCCAGCAACAGAGGAAAAACUUUCAUCUCUCCGGAGAAAACGUGGCUUGUCAGAAACUGAGAGUAAAGAGGAGGGUGCUAAUGAAGCACAAAAUAUGUCUUUGGAAAGAGUGUCCUGUGCAAAAGAGAAGCCAUUAGGAAGGGGCAGAAGGAAAGAAACUGCUCUGACGUCACAUACAACUAAUUACAUUUCUCUUCGAGGAAAACACGGUUUGCCAACAGAUAAUGGUAGAGUAGAAGUUGCUAAAGAAGGUGUUCCAUUAGAAAAUUUAAGUUCAUCUGUAAAAGAAAAUCAACUGAGAACAGGCAGAAGGAAUGAAAUUGCUCUCUUGUUAGAAGCCUCAAAUUGUACUAUUCAGGGGAAACAGGACUUAUCAAAAGAAAGUGGUAGAAAUAAUAAUUACAGGAAAGCAAAAAAUCUGAUUUUGGGAAGUUCUGCUUCCCAAGAAAAAAAUAAUCUGUCAAAAAGGAACUCAAGGCAAGCAACUACUUCGCUGGCUGUUAGUUCCAUCUCACUUCGAGGUUUGCCAGAAGGUGGUAAGAAUGAAACUCCUGAAGAACAAGAGAAUGUACUUUUGGAAGGAGCUCCAUGUGCAAGAGAAAAUCCAUCAAGAGCAGACAGAAAGAAAACAAUUUCUUCCAAAUCUGAAGAAACUAGUUCUGCUUUUCUCAGGGAAAAACCUGGCUUGCUGGAAGGUAGAGGUCAAAGGAAAAUUCUUGAAAAUGAAAAUACAUCUCUAGAAAAUAAUUCAUCCCAGGGAAAAACAAGGCAAUUGAGGAAUAGAAGGGAAAAGGUAGAAUUCAAAUCAGAGGCAGCUACUUCUACUUCUGUCUGUAAAGAGGGUGACUUGCCAGAAAACAGUAACACUUUGGAAACUCAAAAUGUGUGUUUGACAUCCACUGGUUCCGAAAAAAAUAAUCAGUCUGGAAAAGGAAAAGAGGCUAACCCUAUACAGCAGGCAACUUCCACCUCUCGCAGAAGAAAGUGUCAGUUGCCAGAAGAUGACUUAGCAUCCAAAAAACUAAAAUCAGAGAAUGAUGAAGAUAGAUCGCUACAAACAGGAAAAAGGAACAAAACUAAAGAAGAUGUAAAGGUGACUCAGGCUGCUGGAGGCACGGACAGGAAGACAAGAUCAAGUGCAAGAACAAGAAAAUAGUCUUAACAGUCACAGACUGUUUUUAAAUUUUUAAAUCAAUUCAGUAAUUGAAAUUCCAGGGUUUUUUGAUGUGAACUGAUUUGCAUUCAGAUUUUAAGCUCAGAUUUUGUAAAAUAAAGAAUUAUAGUAUUAUCAAAGUAUAUUUCGUAACAUGUUUACAGAUACAGCAUAGGUAUCUGUUUUAAUAGAUCUGUCUUAUGUGUAGCAGUUCCUAAACUGUGGGGUGCUUGUGCAAAACUGCAAACAAAUCUGUUUAUCCCCCUUUCUCUUUUAAUCAGUACAGCAGUCAGGAAGCCAUAUUAAUUUACUGUCAGUUUAGUCAAGCUAUUUUCUGCUUAAAUUUUCUGGUGCUUAAGCCUUAUUUUUCAUUACAGUUCUGUAAAUAUUAUCUUGAAGUAUAGAUAUAUUAGCAGAACUAUUAUAUUGACAUUUAGAUUAUUAUUUUUUUAAAAAAAUAAGUUCAUUGUACUGAAAAGUGCAGAUUUGUAAGUCAUUAAAUUUGUAAACUGUC